AUAUUCCCAGCACUCGCCUCUGGCACUGCGUCAAUCGAGGGUGCGCUUUCGUCUUUCUUGUCGUGGCUACCUUUUACGUGCUUAGAUCUGCGGUGCUUGGGCUUGCAUAAAUCUGCGGGCACUGCCUAAGGGACUAGUUUCGAUCGAGGAGGUUUUUGUUUUCGGUGUCGGACGUUAUCCGCCUUGGGUCGGUUUUGCGGGAGGUGCUUGCUGUUAGGUUUUUGUUCGCGGACUGAGAGUUUGCGCGGAGUGGGGCACCAUGGGGCGCCACACACUGCUGGUGCUGGGCCUGCUGUUCGCGGCCGGCGUGGCUGGGAGCUUCGGCGCCGCAGAAGAGGCGGCGAAGCUGGGCACCGUGAUCGGAAUUGAUCUGGGGACGACCUACUCGUGCGUGGGCGUAUACAAGAACGGGCAUGUGGAGAUCAUCGCCAACGACCAGGGGAAUCGUAUCACUCCUUCGUGGGUGGCAUUCACGGACAAUGAGCGUCUGAUCGGCGAGGCGGCGAAGAACCAGGCCGCCGUGAACCCCGAGCGGACGGUGUUCGACGUGAAGCGGUUGAUCGGUCGGAAGUUCGAGGACAAGGAGGUGCAGAAGGACAUCAAGCUGUUUCCAUACAAGAUCGUGAACAAGGAUGGGAAGCCGCACAUCCAGGUGAAGGUGAAGGACGGCGAGGUGAAGGUGUUCACGCCGGAGGAGAUCAGCGCCAUGGUGCUGGUGAAGAUGAAAGAGACCGCGGAGGCGUACCUGGGGAAGAAGAUCAAGGACGCCGUGGUGACGGUGCCCGCGUACUUCAACGAUGCGCAGCGACAGGCCACCAAGGAUGCGGGAGUGAUAGCGGGGCUGAACGUGGCUCGCAUCAUCAACGAGCCCACCGCGGCCGCCAUCGCCUACGGGUUGGACAAGAAGGGCGGGGAGAAGAACAUCCUGGUGUUCGAUUUGGGAGGCGGCACAUUUGAUGUCAGCGUGCUGACGAUCGACAACGGCGUGUUCGAGGUGCUGUCGACGAAUGGCGACACUCAUUUGGGAGGGGAGGACUUCGACCAGCGCAUCAUGGAAUACUUCAUCAAGCUGAUCAAGAAGAAGCACAACCGGGACAUUAGCAAGGACAAGAAGGCGAUCGGGAAGCUGAGGAGGGAGGCGGAGAGGGCGAAGAGGGCCCUGAGCAACCAGCACCAGAUCCGUGUGGAGAUCGAGUCGCUGUUCGACGGCGUGGACUUUUCGGAGCCGCUGACGCGGGCGAGGUUUGAGGAGCUGAACAACGAUUUGUUCAGGAAGACGAUGGGCCCCGUGAAGAAGGCGAUGGACGACGCCGGGCUGCAGAAGACGGACAUUCACGAGAUCGUGCUGGUGGGGGGCAGCACCCGCAUUCCCAAGGUGCAGCAGCUGUUGAGGGACUACUUCGACGGGAAGGAGCCAAACAAGGGCGUGAACCCUGACGAGGCGGUGGCGUACGGGGCGGCAGUGCAGGGAGGGAUUUUGAGCGGGGAGGGAGGCGAGGAGACGAAGGACAUUCUGUUGCUGGACGUGGCGCCACUGACGCUGGGUAUCGAGACGGUGGGAGGGGUGAUGACGAAGCUGAUUCCCAGGAACACGGUGAUUCCGACGAAGAAGUCGCAGGUGUUCACGACGUAUCAGGACCAGCAGACGACGGUGUCGAUCCAGGUGUUCGAGGGAGAGCGCAGUCUGACGAAGGAUUGCCACGAGCUGGGGAAAUUCGACCUGACGGGCAUCCCAGCGGCUCCUCGGGGGGUUCCGCAGAUCGAGGUGACGUUCGAGAUCGACGCGAACGGAAUUCUGAACGUGAAGGCGGAGGACAAGGGCACCGGGAAGUCGGAGAAGAUCGUGAUCACGAACGACAAGGGUCGGCUGAGCCAGGAGGAGAUCGACCGGAUGGUGCAGGAGGCGGAGGAGUUUGCGGAGGAGGACAAGAAGGUGAAGGAGAGGAUCGACGCCCGGAACAGUCUGGAGACGUACGUGUACAACAUGAAGAACCAGCUGGGGGACAAGCUGGGCGAGAAGAUCUCGGCCGAGGACAAGGAGACGAUCGAGACGGCGAUGAAGGAGGCGUUGGAGUGGUUGGACGAGAAUCAGAGCGCGGAGAAGGAGGACUUCCAGGAGAAGCUGAAGGAGGUGGAGGGGAUCUGCAACCCGAUCGUGACGAAGUUGUACCAGGCCGCGGGUGGAGCACCGGGUGCGGGCGCGUCGGAGGACGGCGAGAGCGACGACGAGAGCCACGAGGAGUUGUAAUGGGGCAGGGGAGGCGUAGGAACGGGCGGGGUGCGGAAUUCGCACCCGGUUCGGUGAUUAGGAGGAUUGUAGAGGUGAUGUAAAGCGUAGGUCUGCUCGUAUGAGACGGGCGUCCAGGGCGGGGGUGUGGGGAUUCCUCGCGGCGGCAUCGUGGGAUGGCUCGAGGGACGGGCACCCGCGGCGCAGCUUAGUGAUUCGCCCGAAGUCGAGAUUCAGCAGCAGCAGCAGCAGCCACCACCACCACCACCAGAGGAGAGAGAUUGGGCAGGGAGAGAAACGAUGGUGUGGGAGUUUUUUUCGACCUAUCCCACGUCUUUAAGUGGGUUUCAUGUGGACGUUGUGAUGCAUGUGAGACUAAUGUAGAGCUAUCAUCACUUCAUCUGUGAUGCAUUCACA
Physcomitrium patens is the source of this 2644-nucleotide messenger RNA. RefSeq names its product heat shock 70 kDa protein BIP1. Gene Ontology annotation, molecular function: ATP-dependent protein folding chaperone; ATP binding. The record is from RefSeq and is a predicted model, not a curated record. NCBI's taxonomy places the organism in Eukaryota, Viridiplantae, Streptophyta, Bryopsida, Funariales, Funariaceae.